AUGCUGAGAGGGCUGAAAGUAAUUGGGCGCCAAGUGCGCGUUUCCCGCGCCAACGCCAAAGGUAAGUGGCACUAUUUGCAGGUUUCUGACUCAGCAGCUUUCCAUACCACAGCACUCAAGCUGAAAGCUACCCCAUUUGGGAUGCCAGCCAUGUCCCCCACCAUGGAGGAAGGUGGCAUUGUUUCGUGGAAAGUGAAGGAGGGCGAUAAGUUCAGCUCGGGCGACGUGCUGCUGGAGGUUGAAACAGAUAAGGCCACCAUCGACGUGGAGGCCCAGGACGACGGUAUUGUUGCGAAACUGCUCAAGCACGACGGGGACAAAGAAAUCAAGGUGGGAACGCCAAUUGCGUUUCUGGCGGAUCCCGAGGACGACCUGGCCACGCUGAAGCUGCCGGAGAUCGAGGCCGAGUCCAAGCCAGAGCCAAAACAGACAGAAAAGCCUGCCCCUCCACCAGAACCAAAAGCGCAACCACAGUCUAAACCCGCACAAUCCACGUCUUCGGCCACGAAGACCGACCCGAACCAGGUCUUGUUCCCUUCAGUGGAGCUGCUUCUGCACCUCAAGGGCAUUUCCAAGGAAGAGGCCCUGGCCAAGAUCCCAGCAACCGGACCUAAAGGACGUAUCUUGAAAGGAGACGUGCUCGCGUACCUUGGAGAGAUAGACGCCUCGAGCAACUCAAAGAUCGCCUCGUACAUCGAGUCCAAGUCCCAUCUGGACCUGUCGAACAUCGAGCUGCGUGCUCCUAUUGCACAGGACAAAAAGCCCGUCAAGACUGAAAAGCCUAAGAAAGAGCCGGUUGUGGUCACCUACAAUUACAACGUCUUGGAAGACAUCACUGUGGGCGAUGUUCGGGAAAUGUUGCAAAAGGCCGAGCAGUAUGCGUACAGAAAGAGCGUUUCGCCGCCAUCCGAUUUGACAGACCCGUUAUUUGAGGACCUGGUUGCUCCUCCAAGAAACGCAGAGAGAUUCACUAUCUCCACCAGCGUUGACGAACUGCUGAAGCGCAACGACGCAGAGACAGACUUCGAAGACGUCGACGACCUCGAGGUUAAGCUCACUCUCACAGACGUGGUAGAUGCCAAAGACCGGGCAGAGCUGUUCAACGAGGAGCUCAACAGGCUACUUUUUUACGUGGAAGUACACUUGCCCCUGUUCAACAUCAUGUCCACCAACCAUAUAGACUUCCACUUGGUGCACGAGCUAGCAACACAAGUUCCGGCCGUGUUCCCGUCCUAUGGGAUCCACCCGUGGUACACCCAUCUGUUCUCGACCGACCGUGUCGUUGAUGAGUUUGGGAAACGACGCCAUUACCAAACAGUGCUCCAUCCCGCUCCGUCUGAAAUAUUACUAACCAACCUGCCAAUGCCCAUCUUUCUCAACGACCACAUCGCCACCAUCGAGAGGUACUUGCAAGAGGGAGGCGCUAUUGGUGAAAUCGGGCUCGACAAGUCGUUUCGUGUGCCGAACUCGGGGUUUUUCGGACCGUUCGAGAACCAGGGCCUUAGUUCGUCUCGGGUCACUAUUUCUCACCAAUUAACAAUUCUCAACAUGUUCCUGGAACUGGCCGAGAAACUACAGAGACCAAUCAGCGUGCACUGUGUCGGAUGCCAUGGUAAGCUGCUCGACCAGAUCAGACAAUCAAUAACUAGUCCAAACUUGAUCAGUCUCCACAGCUUUAGCGGAUCGCUUGACCAGAUCAAGCUCUGGAAAAAAUACUACCCUGAAAUUAGGUUCAGUAUCAGCAAAGUUCUAAACAUCGAAAAAUACAAACCAACGCUCGACAAGAGUCUCGCCGUUUUGAAUGAAUCAAAUCUCAUGCUCGAAACAGACCUGUCGCUGGACAGUCUGUUUUUAAAUAAUACAUCUUCUCAUUUGGAGUUGCUAGAGGAAACGUUCGAGCAGCUCCGAGAAGUUUCACCGACCUUGUCGCUGGAAACAAUGACAGCCACGUUCGAGAAAUGCCUGGGGCCUCAGUGA
Molecule: messenger RNA, 1977 nt
Organism: Ogataea philodendri
Lineage: Eukaryota; Fungi; Ascomycota; Pichiomycetes; Pichiales; Pichiaceae
Exons: 2
Coding region: 1-1977 (658 amino acids)
Molecular function (GO): hydrolase activity, acting on ester bonds; acyltransferase activity
Source: RefSeq, a predicted model, not a curated record